Canis lupus familiaris (dog) is the source of this 2081-nucleotide messenger RNA. RefSeq names its product chromosome transmission fidelity factor 8 (gene CHTF8). Gene Ontology annotation, cellular component: Ctf18 RFC-like complex. The record is from RefSeq and is marked validated. NCBI's taxonomy places the organism in Eukaryota, Metazoa, Chordata, Mammalia, Carnivora, Canidae. Gene Ontology annotation, biological process: mitotic sister chromatid cohesion.
UGGCCGAGCGCGGGCGGAGGACGGAGAAGGGGGCGGCGCGGGCCGGAACCUCGAGCUUGCUUUCAGUUGCUUUUUAAAGACGGAAGGCUCAUGGUGCAAAUUGUUAUUUCCAGUGCUGGGGCUGGAGGCCUGGCAGAAUGGGUGCUGAUGGAGCUACAGGGGGAGAUCGAGGCUCGCUACAGCACUGGAUUAGCUGGAAACCUCCUGGGAGACCUACAUUACACCACUGAGGGAAUCCCUGUGCUGAUCGUGGGACAUCAUAUCCUGUAUGGAAAAAUCAUCCAUCUGGAGAAACCUUUUGCUGUCCUUGUCAAACACACUCCUGGGGAGCAGGACUGUGAUGAGCUUGGCUGCAAGACUGGCACUCAGUACCUGGUGACAGCACUCAUCAAAAACAAGAUCCUUUUCAAAACUCGCCCCAAGCCCAUUAUCACCAACGUCCCCAAGAAAGUAUGAAAGAACCCCGGAUUUUCCCUAGAGAGCGGCCAACUCCUUGGACUCGUGCUCAGUUGCCACCUCGAGGACGGCUCGACGGUUCCCUGGGACCACAGGGGGGUCCUGUUUUGAACACAGGCCACCCACUGGGCAUGAAUUCUGAUCCCUUUCUUAUGGCAACUGGUUCUCUUGGUGGAAAUCUGGCCCCAUUUCCAAGGAACCCAUCGCCUUUUCCAUCUUCAUCAGGCUCAUUGGCUUCAAAUCCAGCACCUUUCCCUGCUGGUGCUCGUGACCCAGGCAUGGCUUCUUUUCCGAGAGGGAUGAAUCCCACUGGCGCUGGUGCAGUUUCUUUCCCAAGGCCUGGUGGCCUCUUGGGCCCAGGCCCAGGCCCAUCUCUGAACCCUAGGGCAGGGGCUCUUCCAGGCCCAGGGCCUCUGACUAACCCCAGGUUAGGGGGUCUCCCAGGGCCAGGUCCUAUGUCGAACCCAAGGGCAGGUGGUCUCCUAGGAACAGGUCCUGACCCCAGAAGUGGUGGCCCUAUGGGCCCUGGUUCUGGGCCCAACAUGAGAACAGGUGUCCUCUUGACUUCUGGUAACGGUCCUCCUAAUCCUAGGCCGGUUGGCUUGGGACCAGGACCAAGUUCUAACCUGAGAUCAGGCUUCGUUGGUACAAACCCUGCUCCGAGGUCGGGUAUGUUUCCAGGCCCAGGCCCGGGUCUUGGGCCCAACCCCAGGGCAGGUGGCCUGGGCCCAGGCCUUGGGCCCAACCCCAGGGCAGGUGGCCUGGGCCCAGGUCCUAAUGUGGAUACCAGAGCGGGUGGCCUUCUGGGCACAGGAUCUGGUCUUAACUUAAGAAUGGCAGGACCUCAAGGCCUAGAUCUUGCCCCUAUUUUAAGAGCAGCAGGUCUUUUAGGAGCAAAUUCAGCUGCUUUCUCACAGGCUUCUGGAAACAUGGGCACAAGCCCAUCCUCUAUGGCAAGAGUACCUGGCCCCAUAGGCCCAAACUCGGGUCCUGGCUCUCGGGGAAUUGGCCUUCCAGGGCCAAAUCCAUCUCCCAUGUCCAGGGCUCCCGGCCCCAUAGGUCCCAAUUCAGCUCAUUUUUCAAGGCCAGCUGGGCCCAUGGGGGUAAAUGCUAAUCCCUUUCCACGGGGGACAGGUUCAGGAGGGCUCAAUCCUGCUGCCUUCUCUCAGUCUUCUGGCACAUUGGCUUCAAAUCCAGCUACCUUCCAGAGGUCUGCUGGCCUCCAGGGCUCAAGUCCAGCAAUUUUCCCAAGAACUUCUGGGCCACUAGGCCCCAACCCAGCUAACUUCCCAAGGGCCAGUGGCUUGCAGGGUCCAAGCCCUGCUGCCUUCCCAAGGUCUACUGGCCCAUUAGGCCCUGGUCAGGUUACUUUCCCUAGGUCAGCUCCUGGGCCCCUGGGCUCUUCUCCAGCAGGCCCUGUGGGUAUCAACCCAGCUCCUUUUGCAAGGCCAAGUGGGACCCUGGGUCUAAACCCAGCUUCCUUUCCAAGGAUGAAUGGCCCUGUAAGCAAGACUUUGGUCCCAUUUCCUAGAGUGGGGAGCCUCCCUGGCACAAACCCAGCUGCUUUCCCCAGACCAGGGGGCCCAAUGGCUACAAUGUACCCAAAUGGAAUGUUACCCCCUUAA